This is a messenger RNA of Triticum aestivum (bread wheat), 1305 nucleotides long. RefSeq lists its product as uncharacterized. The transcript is spliced from 7 exons. The record is from RefSeq and is a predicted model, not a curated record. NCBI's taxonomy places the organism in Eukaryota, Viridiplantae, Streptophyta, Magnoliopsida, Poales, Poaceae. Bases 746 to 1054 code for a protein of 102 amino acids.
CCUCCCAGAUCCAAUCCAAGUCAGAGCCCAUCGGCCACCUCCAUCUCCAUUCCUACGCGCAUCGGCCACCUCCCUGCGGCGGAGCUUGACCCCGUCAGUCUCCCCCGAAACGAAACCCACCGCCGCCGCCUUUGUCUCCCCAACCAACCACAACCCACCGGCGACCUCCUCCCACUCUCCCUCUCCCUCGCCGCCGGUGCCCCCUCGCCUCCCCUCCCGUCCUCUUGUCUCCCUACUAGGCCCCAGAUCGACUCGGCAUUCUCCUUCUCAGGCCACGACUAGAUCCGCACCGGCGUUCCCGCAUCGGCGCCUUCAUGGACCUUCUCCUCCUUCUCCACGACCACGCUGCGGCAGAGGAAUCCUCCUCCUCCCACCGCCACCGCACCCUCCUCCUUCCACCUCCACAUCCAGGCAUCCAUCCCUUCCUCCCUCCUCGUGCCCGAAACCCUAGCCCGUGGGCGGGCAUGUCGACCGAGCUCAGGAUCCGCAGCAUCCUCUUCUCCUCCAAGAGCAAGAACAGGAACGUCCGCAAGGUCAAUUUGCUCCCUCCGAUCUGCUCUGCUUGCGUGAAGGGGCCCGGCCAAGGAGAAGCUGCUGCUUCAGCUUUUUCCUCCUCCCCGAUGUGUGUAGGUGUUGAAGGCGUUCAAUCUGGGCAGCCGGAGGCGUACGAGUUCUAGGACAUGCGCUGCCCAUCGUUGACCUCCAGGUCAUCAAGAACGCCUGGGACGGCAAGAGCUACCUCCUCAUGCAGAGCACGUCCAAGAUGGCAAGCAGGACGAGGUACUGCAUGGGGAGGAUCAAGUCUUUCGUUGUCCCCCUCGCCAACUACUCCCUCGACACCACCGCCUCUCUAGGUGAACGUUUGGAAGACCAAGAAGACCUACUGCAAGAACAAGGAGUGCAAGAAGCACACCCUCCACAAGGUUACCUAGUACAAGAAAGAUGUUUGAAACCUCUUAACCGUGGACGACAACUACUUGAGAAGGACCAUCAUCACCCAUCAAGUACGCCAUUGAGGGCGUCCGUGGAAGGCCCAGUCCUGACUCUCCAGUGAGCCGGCAUUUGAUCGCUAUUGAAGGAGCUACAUGUAGAAGAAGAAAAUACUUGUAGAGCUUGUAACUGAUUCCCAUAGUUGUAGAGCUUGUAUCAACUAAGCUUGUAUUACGUGUAACUUGUAGAACUUGUAAAUGCUACAGCUUGUAGGACGUGUCAUUUGUAGAGCUUGUAAAUAAGCUUGUAUAUGCUACAGCUUGUAGGACGUGUCAUUUGUAGAGCUUGUAUUGAAUCUGGCUAUUGUUAUUUGAA